AUCCACCGAGUUGUCGCCUCACGCCCUCGCGAGAGAAACGCGGCAUGGAGACUGCGAGCACGGCGCACUGGACGGGGGCGGCGGUCGCCCCUGACACCUGCGCCGUGGGCGGCGCCGGAGGAGCGCUGUUCGCGCAGCUGUUGGCAACCCUGCUGCACGCGCAGUGCCUGCUGGGGGACCGCAGCGCCUACCCGCCGGACACGGCCAGCCCGCUCUCCGAGUACGACUUCGUGGUGGUCGGCGCCGGGUCGGCCGGGGCGACGGUGGCCGCCCGCCUCUCGGAGAACCCCGACUGGACGGUGCUGCUGCUCGAGGCCGGCGGUGACCCGCCGCCCACCUCCGACGUGCCGCGGCUCUUCCCGACGCUACAGAAGACCGAGGCGGACUGGCAGUUCGAGACGGAGCCGGACCCCCGCGCCUGCCGCGCCUACCGCGGCGGCCGGUGCGCGUGGCCGCGCGGCAAGGCGCUGGGCGGCUCCAGCGUGCUCAACUGGAUGAUCCACGUGCGCGGGCCCGUCCAGGACUACGACGUGUGGGCGGCGCUCGGCAACGACGGCUGGUCCUACCGCGACGUGCUGCCCUUCUUCAUGAAGUCGCAGGACGUGGAGGCGGACGAGCUGCGGCGGCGCCCGCACGCGGCCGCCGUCCACGGCACGGGCGGCGGUCUGCGCGUCUCCAAGUUCGGCCCCGACGACCCGUUCAUGCGGACGCUGAGCGACGCCGCCAGGGAGGCGGGCCACAAGGUCGUCGACGACUUCAACUCGGACGGCUACCUCGGCUUCACCAACAACUUCGGUACGGUGAGGAACGGGACCAGGUGGAACGUGGCUAAGGCGUUCCUCGUACCGGCGAAGAGCCGACAGAAUCUCCACGUCGUGAAGCACGCACACGUCACCAAAGUCCUCGUCGAUCCCGCGACGAAGAAGGCGUACGGAGUCCAGUACCUCAAAGACGGAAACGAGCGCGAGGUGAAGGUCGCGAGGGAAGUGGUAGUGUCUGCGGGAGCCGUCAACACCCCACAAGUUCUCAUGCUGUCCGGUAUCGGGCCGAAGGAACACUUGGAGGAACUGGGAAUACCGGUGGUGAAAGACCUCAGAGUCGGAUACAACCUUCAAGAUCACACCAUUUACACCGGACUCGCGUACCUCACGGUGAAUUCUGAGCGAGAUUUGGAGCGUAAGAAGAAUCAAGUGCUGCAGGGCGCUUUCGAGUACCUGACGAACAGGACGGGUAUCCUGUCCAACACCGGCCUGACCAGCUACCAGGGUUUCGUGAGGACGGACAGUGCUCCGGACGACGACGAGACCUACUCGGACAUCCAGUACCACUACGCGAGGUUCGAGCCGACCUUCAAGGAGUGGAUGGAGGCGUUCCUGGAGGCGGGCAGCUACGGCGACGAGUACCGCACGGCGCUGCGGCUGCUGGCCGAGCGGCACGACGUGGUGCUGGUGCUGCCCACGCUGCUGGGGCCCACCAGCCGCGGCCGCGUGUCGCUGCGCAGCCGCGACCCCCGCCGACCCGGUCGUCAUCGAGGCGGGCUACUACAGCGACCCCAGGGACUUGGACAACAUGCUGGCCGGCAUCCGGCUGGCGCACGCCUCGGCACCACGGAGGCGAUGCGCCGCGCCGGCGUGCUCGUCAGGGACGUGCCGGUGGCGGCUUGCGCCGGGCUGCCGCCGCUCACCGACCAGUACUGGCGCUGCGCCAUCCCCCACCUCACCACCACGCUGUACCACCCGGCCGGCACCGCCAAGAUGGGGCCCGCCGCCGACCCCGGCGCCGUCGUGGACCCGCGGCUGCGCGUGCACGGCGUGCAAGGCCUGCGCGUCGCCGACGCCUCCGUCAUGCCGCUCGUCGUCAGGGGCAACACCAACGUACCCUCCGUCAUGAUCGGCGAGAAGUGCGCCCACAUGGUGGCCGAGGACUGGCGCCACCACUGACGGCCGGUGUCGCCCUAGUCUCGCGAAUUUUUAACUGCACGCAGUGUCCACAUUGUGACGUACCGCUCCUCUAGCUACCCCCCCCCCCCCCCCCC
Schistocerca piceifrons (Central American locust) is the source of this 2035-nucleotide messenger RNA. RefSeq names its product glucose dehydrogenase [FAD, quinone]-like. Gene Ontology annotation, molecular function: oxidoreductase activity, acting on CH-OH group of donors; flavin adenine dinucleotide binding. NCBI's taxonomy places the organism in Eukaryota, Metazoa, Arthropoda, Insecta, Orthoptera, Acrididae. The record is from RefSeq and is a predicted model, not a curated record.